Messenger RNA from Phaeoacremonium minimum UCRPA7, 462 nucleotides. Its product is annotated as putative mitochondrial seryl-trna synthetase protein. NCBI's taxonomy places the organism in Eukaryota, Fungi, Ascomycota, Sordariomycetes, Togniniales, Togniniaceae. The record is from RefSeq and is a predicted model, not a curated record. Bases 1 to 462 code for a protein of 153 amino acids. The transcript has a single exon. Gene Ontology annotation, cellular component: mitochondrion.
AUGCAGAAGUACACGGCCAAGCUGCGCAAUGCGCCUGUCUCGCAUGUAGUGGCUUUCCUGAUACUUCACGAAAUCACGGCAAUUGUCCCUCUCUUUGGCCUCUUCGGGCUCUUCCACUACACGGACUAUGUACCAUUGGGGUACAUGAUGGAGCACUAUGGCACAUAUGUCCAAGACGGUGUCAAGCGAUUUGAGAAAUAUUUCAGGAGGAAAGGCUGGUUUGGAUUUGGCGACGAGCAGAACGAGGGCGAUACAGGACUAGUUGCCGAACCUGGCACACAAGACGCAGUCAUGGAGAAGUGGAGGAGUGACGAGACCAAGUAUAAGGUCGUGGUUGAGGUGGCCCUGGCAUAUGCAAUCACAAAAGCUCUACUGCCUUUGCGAAUACUGGGUAGUCUCUGGGCAACUCCCUGGUUUGCGGGCGUCCUUGUAACAGCACGGCAGCUAGCAAGACGGAAAUAG